AUGAGCUGCUGUGGCUGUUCUGGAGGCUGUGGCUCCUGCUGUGGGGGCUGUGGCUCCUGCUGCUGCUGCUGCAAACCUGUGUGCUGCUGUGUGCCUGCCUGUUCCUGCUCCAGCUGUGGGGGCUGCAAGGGUGGCUGUGGCUGCUGUGGGGGCUGUAGCUCCUGUGGGGGCUGCAAGGGAGGUUGUAGUUCCUGUGGGGGCUGCAAGGGAGGCUGUGGCUCCUGCGGGGGCUGCAAGGGAGGCUGUGGCUCCUGUGGAGGCUGUGGCUCCUGUGGGGGCUGCAAGUCCAGCUGCUGCAAGCCCUGUUGCUGCUGUCAGUCUAGCUGCUGCAAACCCUGCUGCUGUCAAUCCAGCUGCUGCAAGCCCUGCUGCUGUCAAUCCAGCUGCUGCAAGCCCUGCUGUUGUCAGUCUAGCUGCUGCAAGCCCUGCUGCUCUUCAGGCUGUGGGUCUUCCUGCUGCCAGUCCAGCUGCUGCAAGCCCUGCUGCUGUCAAUCCAGCUGCUGCAAGCCCUGCUGCUGUCAAUCCAGCUGCUGCAAACCCUGCUGCUGUCAGUCCAGCUGCUGCAAGCCCUGCUGCUGUCAAUCCAGCUGCUGCAAACCCUGCUGCUCUUCAGGCUGUGGGUCCUCCUGCUGUCAGUCCAGCUGUUGUGGCCCUGUGUGCUGCCAAUGCAAGAUCUGAGAUAUCAGACAAUCUGGCUGUCAGAUGAA
Messenger RNA from Phodopus roborovskii (desert hamster), 707 nucleotides. RefSeq names its product keratin-associated protein 5-5-like. The record is from RefSeq and is a predicted model, not a curated record. Bases 1 to 678 code for a protein of 225 amino acids. Lineage: Eukaryota; Metazoa; Chordata; Mammalia; Rodentia; Cricetidae. The transcript has a single exon.